AUGGUAGAACAGGUACAGCAGUCCAAACUAGUCCUCCUGGGCGAGAUGGGCUCCGGGAAGACCAGCCUGGUCCAGCGCUUUGUUCGUGGACAGUAUUUCGAGAACCAGGAGUCAACCAUAGGCGCUUCCUUCUUCACAAAAACCAUUCCUGAGAAGCACGUCAAGUUCGAGAUUUGGGACACGGCGGGGCAGGAGCGGUACCACUCCCUGGCGCCCAUGUACUACCGCGGCGCCGCCUCGGCGGUAGUGGUCUUCGACACCACGCUGGCCAGCUCCUUUGAACGCGCCAAGAAGUGGGUACACGAGCUGCGCCAGAACGUAGCCAACCCCGACCUCAUCAUCGCGCUGGUGGGGAACAAGGUGGACCUGGUGGACGCGCGCGCUGUGGCCGAGGCCGACGCGCGCAACUACGCGGCUGAGACCAGCCUGCUCUACUACGAGUCCAGCGCCAAGACCAACGUGAACGUGGUGGAGGUGCAUGCCACGCGCACAGGCUUCAGGAUCAGCAAGGUGAUCAGGGGCGAGGAGAAGGGAAUAAGUAGAAACCUCCCCAGGAGGACACUGCAGGUACCGGGGGGCUGA
This is a messenger RNA of Auxenochlorella protothecoides, 582 nucleotides long. RefSeq names its product Ras-related protein RABF2b. The record is from RefSeq and is a predicted model, not a curated record. The transcript has 4 exons. Gene Ontology annotation, molecular function: GTP binding; GTPase activity. NCBI's taxonomy places the organism in Eukaryota, Viridiplantae, Chlorophyta, Trebouxiophyceae, Chlorellales, Chlorellaceae. Bases 1 to 582 code for a protein of 193 amino acids.